AUGGCAACAGUUAGAAUGAAAUCUGACCAGAAGAAGACAAUCUUACUCGAGAUGAUACGGGAGAGCAAAUCAUUCUUUAAGCUGCAAGAAUUAGAGACAAUAGGAUCAAAAAAGGGAAUAGUUACCAAUACCAUUAAAGAUAUAUUGCAGCAGCUUGUUGACGAUGGACUAAUUUUCAACGAGAAGGUUGGCAUAAACAGUCUAUACUGGUCUUUUACAUCGGAUGGACCACAGAAGAAAAGGAUGAGAUGCAAACAGUUGGUAGAGGAAUGCGAACGCUUAGAAGAAAACAUAAACAACAAGAGGAUGUAUGUUGAGAAAGAAAAGAAGAUUAAGAAGUAUACUGAGGAGAGAAAUGAGCUUGAACAGACGCUAAACAUGUUGAUGAAGAUCGAUGAGGAUCUGAGGAGAGAGUUAGACAAGUUUCAAGAUGUUGAUCCCGAGGCAUAUAAAAAGCUUAUUUCAGAUAAGGAAAGUGUUGUUGAUCAAUGCAAUAAGAUAAUCGAUAACAUCUUUGUUGUGCAGGAUUAUGUUUGCAAUAGGUUUUCAAUGGAUAAGACUGAUUUCAAUGCAGGAUUUGCGAUUCCAAACGAUCUUGAUUACAUCCAAUGA
Ordospora colligata OC4 is the source of this 612-nucleotide messenger RNA. RefSeq names its product Mnd1-like meiotic recombination protein. The transcript has a single exon. The coding region runs from base 1 to 612 and encodes 203 amino acids. Gene Ontology annotation, molecular function: double-stranded DNA binding. Gene Ontology annotation, biological process: reciprocal meiotic recombination. NCBI's taxonomy places the organism in Eukaryota, Fungi, Microsporidia, Ordosporidae. The record is from RefSeq and is a predicted model, not a curated record.